AUGAGCGGUAUUCCUGGCACUGCCGUCGUCCAGGUGACCAAUCUGUCAUCGGUGGUGAGCAGCGACCAGAUGCGCACUCUCUUCGGCUUCCUAGGGGACAUCGAGGAGCUACGGCUCUACCCGCCCGACAACACCACCCUGUCCUUCUCUUCCAAAGUGUGCUAUAUCAAGUUUAAAGAACCUUCCAGUGUUGGUGUGGCGCAGCAUCUCACCAACACCGUUUUUAUUGACAGAGCUCUCAUAGUGGUACCAUGUGCCGAAGGGAAGAUUCCGGAAGAGGCUAAAGCCUUGUCACUUUUGGCACCCGCUCCCCCCGUGCACAGCCUGCUCCCAGGUGGGGGGCUACUCCCUAUCCCCACGCCCAUCCCGCUACAGAACUUAAACCUGCCCCUGAUGGGUCACGUGACUACAUCUGCCCUGGACCCUGCUCCAUCCUCUGUCUCACAGCCCCCCCUCAUGGGGAAUGUGGACCCCACCAAAGUGGAUGAGAUCAGGAGGACGGUCUACGUAGGCAACUUGAACUCACAGACAGCGACGGCAGAGCAGCUAAUGGAGUUCUUCAGGCAAGUGGGUGACGUGAAAUUUGUGCGGAUGGCGGGCGAUGAGACACAGCCGACACGCUUCGCCUUUGUAGAAUUCGUGGAGCAGGACGCCGUUGCCCGGGCGCUCACUUUCAACGGCGUCAUGUUCGGCGAUCGGCCACUCAAGGUGAACCACUCCAACAACGCCAUCGUGAAGCCUCCCGAGAUGACAGCUCAGCAGUUGGAAAGCGUAAUGAAGCGCGUGCGGGAGGCACAGUCCACCAUCGCUGCCGCCAUUGAGCCAGCGGAAAAGGAGAAACGCUAUGCGGGUCACUCGGGGAGAUCUCGCAGACAGUCGCGCUCUCGCUCCCGGUCAGGCUCACGCAAGAAAUCGUCGCGUUCCAAACACGGGCCAACACAAAAGUGGCCGAGGAAUGAUGUGCGCACUUCCCGUAGGGGCCACGGGAGGCGCUCUCGCUCCAGAGAAAGACGGCGAAGCACGAGUCGUUCCAGGAUCCGCCGGCGAAGUCGGGGGCGCUCCAGGAGCCCUCCCAGGAAAGCCAGGUCGCCGUCGCCAAAAAGGAUAAAGAAGCGUCGAGAACGUAGUAGGGAAGCGCGUGAACGUUCUUCAUCUAAGAACAGGAGCCGCAAAGAUGAAGAGCGGCCAAGAGGAAAGAUGCACAAGGUAGGACGAGAUGACGACAGAGAUGACUCUCCCUCCGAGGACACCAGCUCACCCCUCUACACACAGCACAACGGUGUCCACAAUGCGCGCAGCGACGAUUCGUCCAUUUGA
Nerophis lumbriciformis (worm pipefish) is the source of this 1317-nucleotide messenger RNA. The record is from RefSeq and is a predicted model, not a curated record. Lineage: Eukaryota; Metazoa; Chordata; Actinopteri; Syngnathiformes; Syngnathidae.